Molecule: messenger RNA, 1846 nt
Organism: Aplysia californica (California sea hare)
Lineage: Eukaryota; Metazoa; Mollusca; Gastropoda; Aplysiida; Aplysiidae
Product: transcription elongation factor S-II
Exons: 9
Coding region: 262-1170 (302 amino acids)
Biological process (GO): transcription elongation by RNA polymerase II; DNA-templated transcription
Cellular component (GO): nucleus
Molecular function (GO): nucleic acid binding; zinc ion binding
Source: RefSeq, a predicted model, not a curated record
AAUGUAACUUCCUGUUUGGAAGCGCUGUACUGCCAGUGGCCUCAAUACUUUGUUGUGUGUUUACACUGGCAGAGGCGUGAGAGUACAAAUCAGUCUGCUAGAACUUACACCGGUACCGGUUGAUUGUGUUUUAUCUUUCAAACAAAGUUCAGAAAUCAACCAAAACAGCCCUUUUGCUGGAGGCCCUGGAAAGUUUACAGAGUGCUUCGAGAUUCAUUUAUUAGUUUUAGAUCUGUGUGCUUGCUGAACAAACUGACGAAAAUGGGCGCAGAAGACGAAGUCUUUAAAAUUGGCAAAAAGCUUGACAAAUUAGUGUCGAGCGAAACUUCUGAGCAUACAACAGCUCUAGAUCUUUUGAAAGCUUUGAGAGACACAAAAAUGACCCUGGAGGUUCUGCAGAAAACAAGAAUUGGAAUGACAGUGAACAACCUGCGUAAAGCCAGCAACAAUGACGAGGUUGUGUCCCUGGCCAAAACAUUGAUAAAGAACUGGAAAAAGCUGUUACCGGCAGACAGCCCUGGGGGUAUGAGCAGAACGACCUCACGAUCUUCGGGCGAUGCAGGAAGUCAGAAGAUGGACGAGACAUCCAACGACGGCACAGAGGAGGGAAAAUCUGACGGCAGCAGCGGCGACAAGGACACAGAGAGGGACAGCUCCAGCAAGCUGGCCAACACGGCAGAUGCCAUCCGGCUCAAGUGUCGAGAGCUCUUGUCCAACGCCCUCAAAAGCAGCGAAAUUCCAGAAGGUGCUCAUGACCCUGAAGAGUUGGCAGCUGCUGUUGAGGACGCCAUAUUUGAAGAGUUUAACAACACGGAGGUCAAGUACAAGAACCGUAUCAGAAGUCGAGUGGCCAACCUGAAGGACUCGAGGAACCCGCAGCUCCGACAGAACGUGCUCAUUGGUUUGAUCUCAGCUCAGAGGAUUGCUGCCAUGUCUGCUGAGGAGAUGGCAAGCACAGAGAUGAAGCAGCUCAGAGAAAAACUGACGAAAGAGGCCAUCAACGACCACCAGAUGGCCAAGACAGGAGGGACAGCCACCGACCUCUUCAAGUGCGGCAAAUGUCGGAAGAAUAAUUGUACAUACAACCAGGUCCAGACCAGAAGUGCUGAUGAACCUAUGACAACGUUCGUCUACUGUAACGAGUGUGGGAACAGGUGGAAGUUCUGUUGAAGAGCUGUCCUGGCAAGGGUGGCCUGGUGUUAUGACGAUUCAGAAGACAGGACAGCUCAUCGGGCAACUUGAGAGAUGUCGGGGGAGGGGGGAUGUCUUUAGAGGAGCUACGAUUUUCAUGUUACGAGGAUUGUCCUAUGGUCGAGGAUUGUCGUGUGGCCGAUCGUACAGGGAAGAGUUUUGUAUGUUGUAGUUCUCACUGCCGGACAGUUGUGGAAGGAGGGACAGUUUUUCGGUAUCAUCACUAUGCUGUCGCGGAUGGAAUAGUUUCAAGAUGGAGAGCUGUCUUCUGUUGGGGAUGAUACAUAGUUUUGUCGAAGGUUUCUAGACGUAUUGUACCGAUUUAGCUACUUUUUUUUUCUUCUUCUUGUUGACGUUGGAAAAACAAAAGAAUACCUCAUCAGAGAGUUAUGUAGCAACCUGAGAAUGUAUUAGAGCCUAAAUUAAAUGAUAAUGAUAGAUAGAAGACUGCCUUUGUAUAUGACACAUAUCUAUACUUGAAAGUCAGCUGUACGUGCUGUAGAGUUUGUUAGCUAGUGAUGGGUCGCAGCAUGUCCGUGCAGUCAUGUCUGAAGAGGGGAAAUCGGCACCUACUGUAUUGAGAUGUUUGACGGGCUGUCAGAAGGGAAAAAAAAGUUUAUUACUUUUGGCAUGUAUGUUCAAUGGUUAAAAAAAA